This is a messenger RNA of Brassica rapa (field mustard), 16218 nucleotides long. Its product is annotated as protein BREVIS RADIX. NCBI's taxonomy places the organism in Eukaryota, Viridiplantae, Streptophyta, Magnoliopsida, Brassicales, Brassicaceae. The record is from RefSeq and is a predicted model, not a curated record.
UCUUGUAGUGUGGCUGCUAUCUUUUCUGACAAGUUAUACUCUAUGGAUUCCGAGCUAUCUGGUUUUGAAUGCAGAAGCAGUGUUCCGUGACAAGAUCACAUGUAACUACUGCUGUAGGUCUUUAGUCACUAUAGUUUGCAGUGAGAUUGCAUUAUCACUUGCUGUUCAUUGAUAAUCAAAAGAGGAAUAUAUCUUCAGUCGAAGCAAAAAAAAAAGGUAGUGGAAAAGCCAAAGUUACCUUUCUGGUUAAAUCUUAGAUCUAGAGAAUAUGAGUCAUGAAUCUGGUAAUUUGAAAAAAUACAGUUUUAUCAAUAUAAUUGACUUUUUUUUGUAGUGAGAUCAAACUGGAAUGGAGUAGGUUUAUCUCAUAAGCGUGAUGCUGAGGCUAGAAAACAGGAACUGAGCUUGUGAAGGAGAAGCCAUUGCUCGGACCAGCAGGUAUUAUGUGGUUCUUUCUCAUAGGCCUCAGAGCAUCUGUAUUGGUGGGAUGAAGAGAGAGGGAGAAAAAGUCCCUUGUUCUGCAUUUUUUUUUUUUUGGUCAUAGGAGAGUAAGGGACAAGCCCUUAAUUAAGGGCUUUUCCCUUCUCUUUCUUCCUCGGUUCCCACCCCCUUCCCUUAAGGGAUGCCUUAAGGGCCUUCCAAUACAGAUGCUCUGAGGUUGAGCUAUCAUCUACUUGGUUGUUGUUUUUUUCUUUAAUAUAUAAAUAGGUUUUAUCCAUGUAGUUAAUUUCAGGGAUGAUCCCGAGCUUGAUCAAAUGAUGAAACAAAGAGUUAGAUGGGGAAAUCCAAUGGCUCAUAUGGUCAACGUAUUGUUUAUACAUCUGCUUACUCUAUAAACCCAUCACUAACCUAACCAAGACCGCCUUUCUACAGAAACAAAUGAUUCUAACACAUCACCGGAUCUCUAUAUUGCAGAAACUGGAGCACGAGACACCUCUUAUGGAUCUAGGGGCCGAUGAGAAGAUCAAUGUCUGGAUUUUCAUACCACAAAGUAUCCCCAAUGAUAAGUUUCUUGGGCUUCCAACUUAAAACCAAAGUUUUUUGGGCUUUCAACUUAAAACCAAUUGGCGAUUAGUGGAUUGACUCAUGUUCCUUAUAUAUUACUCAAUUCCCUUUCAUAUUUCCGAUGUGGGAUCUUCUCUCCAUCAUAAGUUUCUUGGGCUUCCAACUUAAAACCAAUUGGCGAUUAGUGGAUUGGCCCAAGUCUCUUAUAUAUUACUCAAGUCACUUUCAUAUUUCCGAUGUGGGAUCUUCUCUCCAAUACCCUCCCUCGAGAUAGUGGUGCGUAUAACCAUUAAUCUCGCAUAAUCCAUCAUACCCCCUCCAAAAUCAUGCUUUAUUUUUCUAGCGAUCUCGGUGGAACUGAGCCUUCUAUGGGUCAUCAGCUAAUGGGAUGAUCGGACCACUGUCCGGGCCGGAUUAAUAGGUCAGGGUAUUGAACCUGGCUCUGAUACCAUGAUAAGUUUCUUGGGCUUCCAACUUAAAACCAAUUGGCAAUUAGUGGAUUGACCCAUGUUCCUUAUAUAUUACUCAAGUCCCUUUCAUAUUUCCGAUGUGGGAUCUUCUCUCCAAUACCCUCCCUCGAGAUAAUGGUGCGUAUAACCAUUAAUCUCGCAGAAUCCAUCAUACCUCCUCCGAAAUCAUGCUUUUAUUUUUCUAGCGAUCUCGGUGGAACUGAGCCUUCUAUGGGCCAUCAGCUAAUGGGAUGAUCGGGCCAUUGUCCGGGCCGGAUUAAUGGGUCAGGGUAUUGAACCUGGCUCUGAUACCAUGAUAAGUUUCUUGGGCUUCCAACUUAAAACCAAUUGACCAUUUGUGGACUGACUCAUGUUCCUUAUAUAUUACUCAAGUCACUUUCAUAUUUCCGAUGUGUGAUCUUCUCUCCAAUACCCAAGCACAACUGGUUAUUAAAAAGAGGAUUAGAAGCUGCACCUAAUAUGAUGAGACUGCAAGAUAGAAGCUAAACUGUACUCUCUCACAUUACCGAUCUAGUUAAUUGGUUUAGCUGUUUUAUUAUUUAAUCUUCAUUUAUUUAAGUUCAGCAAAUAACAAAGAGAAAGACUUGGUCUCCUGACUUGUAGGAGAACAGGCUCAACUCUCUCACGUUGAGUUUUCCUCAACUUCAUGUACCCAUUUGCUUCCUGUUUUGUAGGAACUAGUGUUCCAUCUUUCUCUAUUUAAACUAAUGAAAAACUAAAAAGAGGUAGUCUUAACUACCCAAAAGAAAACGCUUUGUAUGUUCAUGUUUCUAGAUCAACAUUGAUAUCUCUUGGCAAGGGACCUAUUAUAAUCCGUAUGGAAUCAAACCCGGUAGACAUUAUUGGGAUGGAGUUGAGUUGACUGCAGUAAGUAAUACGGGUUAGUAUUUUCUGGUAUAUGUGUAUACUAAAAUAGAAGUCCAUUGGAAGCCUAUUUGUGUAAUCUGUGUUUUUGGUUUAUAGGACAUGAGAAGGAUAGGUUUAAGAAGACGAGGGAGAAAAAAACAACAAAAGAGACCUUUGGGUUGUUUAUGAUAUGUAAUCAGAAUUUGUUGGGCUAAAUGUGGUUUGGUUCAGGAGAUAACCACUCUCAACUAAUGAACUAUGGGUAGGAUAUGUUAAGACAAACCGAGUCUGGUUCUGUUUGAAAUUCCAGAUAACGGUACAGUAUGGUUUUCGGUAUAACCGAACUCAAUGUUCAGAAAGUAGUUCUAAACCGAACUCAAUUGUUAAUUCUCCGGUUUGUAUAAACAAAUUGGUAACAAAAAAUGUUCGAUUUAACAUCAUGGAAAUACUAUCGAAUAAAUCAAAAAGAACCAAAAAGUAAUAAAUCAUACAUGAUAAAGAACCGAUUGUUGUCACUUGUAUGUGAUGCAUGUAAACUAAAGGGUUUGAUUCGGGGAUUUUGUAUGGGCCAUGCUGCCCGUGCCCUUUUAGUUUAAUUGAGUCUCUGUUAAUUUAAUCAGCAAAACUAUUUAAAUUUGUAAUUGGUGGUCAAAUCUCCAAAACCUCCUAAUUAUUUUAUUUUCUUAUUAUAUAAGGAGCACGUACGUGCAAAUAUGUACGGAGACUAGUUAAACUUAAACUUAAGACAUUAAUUUUGGUUAUUGCAUAAACUAGUUCACUUGAAACCAUCUUUAACUUUUGUCUAUUUUUCCCCGGGAUAAUAAUACUAAUUGUGUUUUCUUUCCGUCAAUAAAAUAAAAUAUAACUUAAAUUAAAGGCAAAGAUUAAGCAAACCUGGGAAAUAGGGAAAGGACGCGGGGAUUGGAAUUUUACGUAAUCUUCUUUGAAAGCAGAGAAUCACCUGAUAACUUAUUUUAGCUUUUCCAACUUGGAAGAACUAUUCCUUUCUUAUUUUAUAUUUUUUUUUAACUUUAGUAAUUUUCAUAUACUUUGUUUUUUUUUGCUUAAGCUUGGGUGCCUCUACCUAUUCUAUUAAAAUAAAAAUCAUGACAUUUUCAAGUGUGAUUUUUUUUUUAAUUUAGACCAUCAUUUAGAAAUUUUAUUAAAUGUAUUUUAUUAAAACUAAUAACAAAUAGAAUCUUUGGACUACUUUAAUGAUAAUAUCUUUUGAUAUAUUUUCAUUUUAAAUAUAAAAUAUAUAUUUUAAAAAAUCUAACAAAUUUGUUUCAAAUUUUUUUAACAAGAUCUUAAUUUUCAAAAUUCUAUGUAAAUAUUUUCACUAAUUUUGUAAUUAGUUUUGAAAUACUAUUAUGUGAUCAUAAUCAUUCAUAUUAAAAGAAAAUUAUUGUAUUGAGCUAAGUAUGAUAAAAAUUUUUAUUAAAUUAAUAAAUUUAUAUAUAAUUUAUUUUGGGGCAAUUUCUUGUUUACCAUCUUCAUGGUACUUAUUCAUCUUUACUACCACUAAAAAGACAUUUUCAAAAUAUUUUUUUCAUUAAGUGGUUAAAGAUUCGUAUACCCGUGUUCUCUAUAUAUAUAAUAAAUAAAUAAUUAUUUAAAUAAAUAAAUAGAUUUUUUUUUGUGUUUUCGAAUUUAAUUUUUCAAAUUCAAAUUUUUUUAUAAUUUUUCUUUUUGAUUUUGUUUUUUUCGAAUUUUGUUUUCCAAAAUUUCUUUUUGAAAAUCGAAAAUUAUGUUUGAAACAACUUUUAAUUUUUUAAUAUAUUUUUUUAAGUAUUUAUUAUAUAUUUAUUAGAAUACUAAAUUUUACAUUCCAAAAAUUUUAUCCCACUCCUCAGCGGUAAACCUUAAUUCUAGAUUAUUUAACCCUAACGAUAUAAAUAUCUUUUACCCUUCAUUAAAAGUGAGGGUAAAAAUGAUUACUUUUUUUUUUGACAGCAGACAAUUUACAGACUCAUGUGGACUCUGUAAACCAAAUUGGAAACUCUGCAUACAUGUGUACGACGAAAGACGAUUGAUGUCGGGCACUGCGUGCUAAGCUAUCCUUCUUUUGGUUCGCCGUCCUUGGUACAUGUACGAUGUCUGAGUUGAGAAAACUACUCCUCAAAAGCUUAAUGUCUUCUAGAUUACUAUAAACAUGAAAAGUGGUACUAUGAUUGUGGUAUUUGUGGUAAUUUCUCAUUUAUUUUCAUAAUUAUAAAUAUUUAUGGUCAAAAAUAUAAUAUGUUUGUAAGACAGCUUAAUAUUAACAAACUAUAAAAUACACAUUUAAAAUAAACAUGUAUUUGAUUAAAGCUAAUAAAAUAAAAUAUUUUUAACUACUUUAUAUAUUAAAAAAACAAAUAUUCAAACAAAUCUGUUGAUACAUUAUUUUGAAGAUAUUUUAAUUUUCAAAAAGUUCAUGUAAAUAUUUUCACUAAUUUUUUAAUUAGCAAUGAUAUUAUUAUGCAUUAAUAUAUAUUCAGUUAGUGUUUAUAAAUGGAAAUAUUCUAUCAUAUUUUAUUUAUUUUAUAAUCAUAAUCAAUCAUGUUAAAAUAAAAUUAUUAUAUUGAACUAACUACGAUAAAAUUAUAUUAAAUUUAUAGAUUUUACUUUCAUAAAUAUAAAUAUACAUCUUAAAAAAUACAAUACAAUGAUAGAACGACUUAACAUUAGCAAAAUAUAUAAUAUGUGUAUCAAAAUUAAGAUUUGUAUAUAUACAAUAAUUUAUUAUCUAAAAUGAAUAAACGUAAAAAAAAUAUUGCUAAAAAGAAUUCAGCUUUGAAAGUCGAGUCAUAAUUUAGCAUAAAUUAAAUAUAAAAUAAUUUUUAAAUAUGUUGUUUCAUGCAUAUAUUUGUUCAAUAACUAAAUGCAAAUAAAAUAAGAUAAAUAUAUAAUAAAAACAAUAAAUACAUACUAUGGUUUUAAAAAAUUGAUGAACUAUAGCAUAUAAACUAUAAAAUUAUUAAUUAUUUUAUAUGAAAUAGUCAUAUAAACAUUUAAAUAUAUGAUUAAUGUUAAAAAUAUAUACCACUAAUAAUUUAAAAUAAAUAUCUAUGUAUAUAAAAGUAAAAACAAACAUCUGCGUCGUUGCACAUGUCAAGAUCUAGUUAUAUUUAAAAGUGGCAAGUGUUACAAUUACAAAGUUGUGAUUGAUCAAACUAGGCAUGAAAUAGGAAUAGAGCCGUGCCUAUAGCAUGAUUAAAAAUGCAUUGGUCUUAGGCCCCAACAUAAUCUAAAAUUUUAGGAGUCCCUAGUUGUAAUAAAUGUUUAUAAUUAACCAUAUAAAAAUCUCACAUUAUAAGUUUUCAACAUAAUUUCAGUCUUCAUUUUAGUUAUAGUAAGUAUGUACUCUUACUAAUUUUAUUAUGUUAUAACUAAAUUAAUAAUUAGUUUUAAGAUAUGCUUUAAUCUUUGAGUUUUUACCAUACUUUUCAUUUCAUAAUUAGCUUUUUUAAAAUGAAUGAAAUAGCAUUUAUGUAAAAUAAUCUUAUCAUUUAAAUCUUACUUAUGAUUAAAUAUAUUUUUGAACUAAAUUUAAACUAUUAAUAUUAACUUUUUAAGAAAAAACUUAUUGGCCUUAGGCCUUUAAAAUGUUUCUCACUGCACUGAAUAGGAAAAUGAGUAAUUUUCAUAUUCAUCAUCAGCUAACCAAUUAUAACUGAUUUCCAAACUUGUAAGUUUUGAAAACUUAUCUAUUUUUAUUACUCUAUCAAAGGUUUAUGGCUUAUUUGUUUGAUCCCAAAGGUUGCAAGAAAAAUGAGAUUAACAAAAAAAGCGUUGCAGGAAUCUUAAAAGUAAGCACAAAACACCAUUUAGUCGAUUUUCAAAAUAACUUGUUGCAUUCUAUUUUUUUUUCAUAUGUAAUUACAGAGACAAACGAUAAUAUAUUCACAAACUUGUAGUUCAACAAACGUUUCGCUGGUAACUCUUUAACUUCUGUUUCGAUUGAAUUAAAGGGAAAUUUUCAAAAUAACUAACUUUCUAUUUUAUAUGCAUGAUUCUCGUACUCGAUCAAAUUUCUAUAAUUACCACUGUUUUCGAAGAUUUCAGUUCAAAUUAAGCUAUGUUUUUAAUAGCUGAAAGGAAAGGGCGAGACAUAAGGAAAGUACGUAGGCCAUAUAUGAUUUGAAACUGAAGUUUUCCUCUUUAACAAAAUUUCAAACGGGUUACGAUGUAUAUAGAUAACGGCCAUCAAUCUAAAAAAAUCAGUGUAAAACGUAUUAAAAGCGAUAUUUCUAAGGAACUAUUUAGCGAACUAAGACACCAAAAUAUUAGAAGGCGGCCGGUCUAAUGUUAUACAAUGCCCUAAGCUAGUUUAAAAAAUAUGUCCUUAUAUAUAGUUUAUCCAAAAUUAUAACAUAAUAAAAAUACAAAUAUCUUAAACUUUUAUAAAACAAUAGAAUACAAUCAAAUUUUUUAUAAAAUAGUAAUUUUUAAAAUUAAAAAUAAAGUUUUCUUUUACAUUUUUCUCCAUACAAAAUCAUUCAAAUAAAUCUCGUAUAGUCAAAUAUUCAAUAAUAGAUGUGUCAGGUUUUUUUUGGUAAAAUGAUGUGUCAGUUGAUUACAAAACAAAUCCGUUUAAUUUCUCAUGUUGUAUUUUAGAUCGCAAAUAAUUUCUAAAAGUUUCAGUUUUGAAAACCUUCUUGUAUAUUUGAUUAUAAUUUUCUCUUUAUCAAAAAAAAAAUAUACUUCAACAAGGUCUCCAAAUUAUUUCCAUAAACAAAUUAUAAUUAAUUAUGUUUAAAUUCAUACUCUUGUUUAUCUAUCUAUAUUAUUAAAACUGAAAUAACUUUUUUUACUAUUUUUGGAAACAUAAAUAGCAGUAUAAAUGAGAAUUGUUUGGAAAUAUGGAUAGAAGUAUAAGAAAAAAUUAUAGUGUAUUUUUCUUAAUCUGAUUAAUAUAAUUACAUUAAUUAUCUUUUCAUAUUUCACUUAGUUUAACAAUUUCAUUAAUUAAUAUUACAUUAACAAUACGUCACAUCAUUGAUUAUAUUACCAUAAUAAUAAUGAUGCAUAUUUUUAUUUAUUAGUUAAUCAACAUUAAUUUUGUGCCAAUUAUAAAAUCAAAAAUAUAAAAUAAUUGGGUUUUGCAUAUGGUUAAACGUUCAGUUUAGUUUGUUUUACAAUUUUUUUUUUUAAUUUUAGUUUCAAUUGAUGGAAAACUACUUAGCCAAAAACAUAAUUCAAAGACAUGUUUUGUGAAUAAAAUAAUAAGUUUAAUCAAAAUAAUAAAAAUGUAUUACAUUUAUUGUCACUUAAUUUUUUACUCCAUAUAAUUAUUUUACUAAAUAAAAAACUCUUUCUAUUUCACUUAGUUUAGCCAAACUAAUACACAUAGAAAGAUUUUAUUUUAUUAGUUUAUAAAAUCAGUUAGGCAUGAACAUUGGCUUUCCAUUUAGGUCCGAGUUACUUUUUUUGGGUAUCGUUUAAAAAAAAAUAGGCCGCUUGAAUAUUAUAAAUUUAUAAGUGGAUCUUGAGUUGGGUUUUUUCUGGGUCUGGAUGAAUUUGGUUCUAAUGUAUAUGAACCUAAAAUAUCUAAAAACAAAUGUAUUUGAAACGGAUUUGGAUAUUUGUACUAAAAUAAUCAUAUUACCAGAUUCGGUCUAGGUCUUUUGAAUAUUAUUCGUUAUAUUAUGACUCAUCUAAAAUAUAUAACACUAAUUAUGAAAAACAAAUAUCAAUAUAUAAAAAUGUAAAAAACAAUACCCGAUCUCUAGUUUAUUUUUAAGACUUCAAACAUGAUGCUCUCGUGCCAUCAUAACUAAAAUUGCAUAACAACUAUAUAUACACAUAUAUAUAUAUAUAUAUAUAUAUAUAUAUAUUAAUAAAACAAAACUAAAGUUGUUCUAUCAGUCUAGAUGCCAUAAUCAGUGGUUUGAGUGGUUUACCCUCUGAACGGCCCUCCUAAUUGGUUCAAUGCUGAACUGCUAAAAUUCAUUAUACAUCACUAGAGUGAGCAUUCAAUAUAUUUUGUUUGUCGCUGAAAAAUAUUAGUUAGUAGACAACGACAAAAAUAAUUACGAGGAUUUGAUCCUCGCAAAACUCAUCUAUAUAUGUGGUGAAAACAUUCUAACCUGCCAGGCAAGAGAGGUCACUAAUAUAAUAAUACUAGCUAACGUAUUUAAUGAAGCUACUCACGCUGAACCUAACUCACACAUGACGCAUACGACAGACAGAUUGAUAAAUGAACGAUGAACCGACCACAUAAUUCUCAGCGACCUAAACUCUUAUUAGAGAUUUCAUGAAAAUGAUUCAAAAGAUUAUGCGAGACACUUUCAUUUCGACACUACCGAGUAACCCAAACAAUUUUCAUCUAAGAGCAACCGAAGAUCACAUCGUGCAAUUGUUAUCUUGGUCCCGACUCAGUUUUACUUUAAUUUUAGUAGGUUCUCCAAAGGCACCAUAAUGAAGUUAUGAACGAAAUUGACCGUCUUUUAUAUGGUGUAUAUAAGUUUGCUCACUAUUCAGAAAUGAUCAAACAUGUUUAAAAUGCAAAAACCAAAAUCUUGGACGAAUUGAACAAUAUUUAGACACAAGAUCAUGAACGUAAUUGUUGUACUCCUAAGAUUUUCAUGGUGGUUUUAAAACAUAAGUGAAUAUGUCUUAACACUUUAUUUUAUUAAUUUAGUUUGAACUAUGAUUUAAAAACUCGACAUAUGAAAUACAAAAAGAAAGCUAAUGGUCUUUUCCAUAACACGUUAACAGUAUCGUAGUUUAGGGUAAAUAAUUAGACAUCCUCGUACCUAUACUGGCAUACAAACUUCUAAAUUCCAAUAUCUUUAAGAUGAUAUAAAACUUCUCAUGAUUUCUAUAGAUUUCUUUUUUUUUUAUUGUUUUUAUCAAUAUUGUUUAUUAUCAGUUUUGGGAAGUUACAAUGAUCAAGCUGAAAGCAAAAUACAAGCGAGAACAACAUAAAGAGAUUUAAACAUAAACACGAAAAUAAAAAAAUUGAUUUAAAAGUUACAUGCUUAUUGUGAUAUCUAAAUAUAUUCUUACCUACCGAAAAUGAAUAUGAUCUAACAAUGCAGUGGAAAAAUGUAUAAAAAGGAACAUAAGGAAUAAAAAAUUGAAGCCACAAAGCUGAAGAACAUGUUUUUAUCUUUAUUAGUAAAACAAAUCCAGAAGACAAAAUGCAGUGUAAGACGAGAUGGGAGUUUUUCUUUUUAAAGGCGACGAGAUGGGAAGUGUUCUGGGGGCAUUGACUAUACUUUUCUUGCACAUUAAUAAAUAUUUAGUUAUAAUCAAAGUUCUUGUUGGUAAAAAAAAAUUGUACAGCACAUAUAAUGUCCACUGUACGUACAACUCUUCAUAUACAUUGAUGCGAUUCUUUCAAUAUAAACGAUUGAACCACUAUAUCGUUUUAUUGACUAAGGGUAUUGCCCCCGCGUAAGCGCGAAAUUGUAGACAUAAUUCUUGUUUUAUCUUAAUAUUUGUUAAGGUUAUUGUAGCUGUGAAUUUUACGUUUUGGAUUGAUCAUUAUUUUUCAAGUUUUUUAUUGUUAUAGGGUUAGAGUUGUGAUGAUGAACAGUGUAUGCACUGCCAGGGCCGGCUCAACACUGAUAGGGGCCCUAGGGCAAAAAAUUUUUUUUUACUCUCUAAAAUUUAUAUAAAGAUAAUGUUUAAAAUAUUUUUAAAAAUUAAUCAAUAAUAUUUUGUAUAUUUUGUAAUGAAAAUAAAACUAUAUACAUAUCAAAUAAUUUUGGGCCCUUUUCAAUUUUAUUUAUUAUUUUAUAAUUUUUUUAUAUAUAAAAAUAUAGAUUUAUAAAAAAUUGGGCUCCUUAUUUAUCAUUACACGGGGGGACACGGGCUCGGACCCGAGGCGGUCGCACUGCUUGUCCCCCCUUGUAAGCCGGCCCUGUGCACUGCUCUCCACUCAUGAAAGCCUAAACUGUGUUAGUAAUGUAAUUGAUAUAGUUCGUGGUGUUGCUUACUAUGUCACUGAAACUUAUUGUUUGUUUGUCUUUUUAAUUUGUUACUUGUACUGUUAAGAUUACAUAAAUUAUAUUAAAGUUGUUGAGAGUAUCUUUUGUUUCUAGAUAUUUUUUUUCUAGUUUAAUUGUGUAAGUUGUGUGUAUUAAGUAAUAAUUUUUUUUAUUCUUAUUAUGUUGGUUAUAUGUUUUUUUUUUAAACUUGUUGCUUUUACCGGAUAUUUAACAAAUACAUACACUUGUAUAAAUAACUAUAAAAUGAGUGACAAUUAGUAUUUGGACCUUAAUGGGUUUUAAACGAAUAUAUGUAUUUCUCAUAAGAAGAUAAUAACAUUGGCAUGUUGACUCCAUGUGGAGAUGUUGUUACCGCCUUUGUGUCUGUUGGGAUUGUCUCUUGUACCUCCUGGUGUGGUUGUGUUCGUUUCUCUUUUAUUUGUUGGGUAAUAUGUGAACAAAAAUCUGUGUUAGUUAUAUUUAUUAGAGUUUGUAACUUACUCUGCUUUUGUGUUUAGGUAAUUUCAUUGAUCUUGGCUGUCGUUUUUGUCUUUUUUGUAAGCAUCUGCGAAAGUAAGUUUGUAAAUUGUUAAAUAGUUGGCCUGUAUUUGUUUAGAUGGUUCAAUGUAUGUGUCGUUGAGUUUUAGUUGAGUUGAUUGGUUUGGUAUAUUUUUUUUUUGCAGUUUAUUUGUAAGAUUAGACAAAAAGAGAGGUGAUCAUUAAUGAUUUGUCUUUUUUUUGGGAUUCUAGUUUUUGAUGUUUUGAUUAUUUUUGAGUUAUUGUGGUUUCUUUUAAUUGCCAAAAUAAAAAUUUGUGUAAAAUUAGGUUGAUAAGUAAGGGAGAUAAAUAGACGACCAAAAAUCUUGGAAAGAAAAUAUUUUUGAUUAUUGAUGUUAGCACAAUAUAGACAAUAAUAUAAAGAGAAUUAUGUGUUGAUUGUUUCUUACGGAUCAAUGAGGAGACGGUAACAAAUCGAGUUGUUUCAUUGGUGAGGCCAGAGCUCUAGACAUGACGGAUUUGCCCAACCACAUCUGCGAGUUUAAAUAUCAGUUAUGAUAUCAAAACAUAAUAUAAACCCAUAUGCAAUAUGAUAAUAUACAUGGGAGUUUUAGGUUUGUGUUCACAAUCACUUGGAGAUUGUGGAACAGUCUAAUCUUGACUGGAGAUUGAUCUCAGGAGCAUCUAUGAUGAUUUCAUCAAUAAUGGUUAGUGAGAUGAAACGAAUGAGGAAUGGAUGAUCAGUUAUCUUGUACAUGCUUGAGCACCUAGCAACCUCAAAAUGAUCGACUUUCACAAUGGAAUAUGCUUUUAAAGAUGACAUGUAGUGAUUAGCACGUCUGACGGGAGUAAACCCAUAAAUCACAGAAUCUGCAAAUAAUAUCAUUCAACAAAGAAUCAGGAAAUCAAUUUAAACAAUUAUGUUAAAUAAAUGUGAUAGAUCGAAGAUUAACUUACCUUUUCAUCAAGGAAGAGAACCGUGAUUCCCACAAACUCCAUGUCUUUCUUGAAGUUAAGGGAAUCCAAGAAGAGGAAGAAGCCAGAGACUAUGUUCUGACUACUACAACCUAGACGGAGAGAUUCGAAGGUUGAGUGACGGACGCCGAGACGCCGGUUUAAGGAACUGGAGAGGCAUAGAGAAAUAUUUUCUAGAAGAUGGUUAAAGCUAAGAGGAAUCAGUGAGUUUUCUGGAGAUGCAUAUUGUGUUCAUCAAAGAUGAGAAUCAUAUAUAUAUAUAUAUAUGAUUUACCGAUUUACAGAGGGGCUAUAAAUCAUAAACAUUUAUGAGCAAUCGAUUUAAGAUGGGGACAUGAAAAGUUCACUGGUGAAAAAAUAGAUUACGAACAGACACACUUUGCAACUCUGCAACUCAGACUUGUUUGAGACAAUGAUGAAAAAAAAUCAAACUCAUGUUAAACGACAACAGUUUACAAUAUGGGAAAACUAUAAUUGUUGCAAAUUUGACCUUUUUCAUAUAACGUGAUGAAUCCCAUUUAAAAAUGAAACUCGUAAUACACUUGUAGGUCCGAUCCUCAGAGGAAGCCUAAAAAGCAAGGACUUACGACCUUUAUAAAUAUAUAUUAGGUUCGGUCAUCAAUGUACAAAGUAUUAUUUAGUUUAGUGAUAUAAAUAUUGAUGUUUUUAUCUCAAUAACUCGGAUUCGAGCUAUGGACUUGACACUUUUCACACUUUUUAAAAGUGAGAUCCACAAAUCGCUGUCGUUGCGUGUUGAAAAGUGAAUAAAAACUCAACUAUUAUAAUAUAGAUUAUGACAUCUCAAGAUACCACAAACAAGUUUUAAUUUGUAAAGUACUAGUCAGAUUUUAAAACUCUUCUUUUUGAAACCAAAUCAUGAUUUAUAUUAUUUUAAGAAUUUCUUAUAAAGUUAUAAUUUUAUUUAUGUUACAAAAAAAAAGAUUUAAUUCUAUUUUUUAAAGCGUUUAAAGUACAGUUUAAAAGUUGUAUGACAAUUCGUUAGCCCAUUCAAAAUUAAUAGAGUUUUAGUUCUAACAAUCAUUAUAAAAAACAAAUCAAGAACUAUAUUCUGAGCUUUAACCACUAAUUUCAAGUUUUAUACUCGUAUAUAUGAUAUCUUGGAUCUUUUAUUUGGAAUUUUGCUGUCCCUCUGUUCGAAGCAUUCUUUGCUUAAAAACAGGUUAGCCCCAGGAAUAAAGUUAAGUUCCAAUCCCACCCCCAACGUUUUGGGUUCAAGAUAUACAUCUUUUAUCUUUAUGUCUGAUAUUAUUUAUUUUCAAGAAAGUUUAGCAUCGUCGAACAUGUUGCACGUUAUCUAAAUGCUUUUAUGCACCUUAGAAUUUUCAUUGUCUUACGGUUCGAACUACAGUUCAAUCGAUUAAAAAAUAGUUUGAUGACAAUAGCGUAUAUAGUACUGGAGUAUAUAGCAAGAAAAUGUUUAUUACACUAUUAUAUAAUAUAUUUUGUUCUUGAAAACGAAAAUUUAACUUCUUAGAAAAUAAUCCUAAACAUCUGAAAACUUGAAUCCACUCUUGCAUUAGCUACAUUGUUAUUCACGUUCUCAUACUGUUAUGGUUUAAUUAUAAUUACUGAAAAUGAAAAGUUUAUGUGUAGAUAAAUAUACAUAUAUAUAUAUACAGAGAGACAUGUGUAAUCCCUAUUACUUAACCACGAAUCAGCGUUGCAGUAUCAUCAUCCUAUUGGACUUUGCAGACGGAUUUCCCUAAUGCCUACCUAUAUUUAGUAAUUUUAAAAUUAAAAGUUUGUGUUUUAGUUAACCAUCUUUAUCGAACUCGAGUGAAUUUUCUACAAUUGUUUCUUCAAAAGCAAAAAGAGAAAUCGAUGAACAACACCACUAAGUAAAGUCAAGCAGCUUGUGCAUCAUAUUUUCCUAUAGUUUUGAAUGAAUAUAACCUAUAAGUUCGAACAUCUCGCAAGAAUUAUACAUUCUUUCGUGCUACAUGUGAAAUUUCGUGCAUUUGUAGUAGUAUCACAUUUUGUAAGUGAAAAAAGAUAUAAGAAUCAUUUUAAUCACAUAACAUAUGGCAUACGUAAUUACAUAUGCAAGUAAAAAACACUUGGUCGGAGCAUUACAAGAUACUUAAAACAAAACGUACAUGGCAAAUAAACAUGUCACAUGUGUAAGCAAAUAGCAUAGCUGUAUAUAUCCCAUACUUCAAGUCUCCAUCUACCAUGCCAACAUUAAUCCUUGAUGGAGACACUAUCUAAAGCACUUCAACUAACUCAAGUUCACUAAAAAAGCUUAGUUACAUAACAUUACCUAUACAAGCAGUUAUAUAACAUCGCGGUCUUUAUAGUUUUGGUCUUUAUAGUUUUGUAUGUAAUUCUCAUCUCAGUCUAUCUUCGUUACUCGUUUAGUAUAAAGGAUGAUUUUUUUAUCAAACAUGAUCAUAUCUAGAACAAGACAAAACGAUGAUACAAGCAUAUAUAUAAAUAUGAAAAUAAAUGAAAGAAAAGGAACACACACAAAGCGAAUCGUGAUGCGACCGUUCCCUUGGCCUGUCAAAUAAAUCGUGACCAUAGCCCGACCCGGUUUCAGCUGUCCUAAACGAAUAGUAAAGCGACACGUAAUCCUAGUUCCAGCACACGUAAGCAAUCUCCGUCACCGUGUGAGACAACAUGGGCCCUCGCUGCCGUCUCGUAACGAGACCAAUAUUCAUCGGCACACCAAAGGCUUCUCUGUUAAAACUUAAAACUCACUGUUGUUUUUUUUAACUUAACGCCGUUAAAACCUUCUCUUUCCUCCUCGUAUAAAUACCCAGAGAAGCUCUUGUCUCAUCUCUUGCUCUUCGUCAUAAUUUAUACUCCAAGACAAAUAAACGCCGGAGCUCCGUUUUAGUUACCCGACAACCCGAAACCUCUCCCUCUUUAUUUUUCUUUCGGUUUUUGAAACUAGUUUCGGCCGUUGUCAUUUUUAAUCUGUUAGAGAUUUCUGGGGAUUUUAUUUUUGCUUUGGAUAUUCUUAAGCACUGAGUUUUAUAGCUUCUUGAGCGAGAGCGAGAGAGAGAGAGAGAGAGCGAGAGCGAGAGAGAGAGAGAGAGUAAGAGCUUUUGUGUCAGAAUCAGAUUCGACAUCGCACGAAGAAGAAGACGACGACAUUUUCAGGCUUAGACACAGAAGACAGAACGAGCCCCACUCGUGCCCGGCGACGGAGAUAGACUCAACCUUAAAAGCAGAGCUGCUAACUAACAAUAAUCUUAAAUCAGAUUCGCAGUUAUCGAAACAUAAGGGCUGAAAAGGCAAGCGAACACAAAAAGAGGCAAAGAUGUUCACUUGCAUAACUUGUACCAAAGCAGACGGAGGUGAGGAAGUCGGUGCGCGUGGAAGCACCACUCCCAAUACUAAAGAAGCCGUCAAAAGCCUAACCACACAGAUCAAAGAUAUGGCAAUGAAAUUCUCUGGUGCUUAUAAACAAUGUAAGCCAUGCACUGGUUCAUCUACCAGCCCCAUGAAGAAAGUACAUAGGCCGUUCCCAGAUUAUGACAAUGCCUCUGAAGGUGUUCCGUACCCUUACAUGGGUGGAAGCGCCGGUUCAACUCCUGCGUGGGACUUUACAAACUCCUCUCACCAUCCAGCUGGACGGCCAGAGCCAAAAUUCACAUCAAUCUAUGGAAACGAUCGGGAAUCUAUCUCUGCUCAGUCUUGUGAUGUGGUACUAGAUGACGAAGGGCCUAAAGAGUGGAUGGCUCAAGUAGAACCCGGUGUCCAUAUCACAUUCGCUUCCCUUCCCAGUGGAGGCAAUGAUCUGAAACGUAUCCGCUUCAGCCGGGAGAUGUUCGACAAGUGGCAAGCUCAACGGUGGUGGGGUGAGAAUUAUGACAAAAUUGUUGAGCUUUACAACGUACAGAAAUUUAACCGCCAAGCUCUUCAAACGCCUGCUAGAUCCGAGGAUCAGUCACAGAGAGAUUCAACUUACUCGAAGAUGGAAUCAGCGAGAGAAAGCAAAGACUGGACUCCAAGACACAACUUCAGACCUCCAGGAGUUAAUGUCCCGCAUCACUUCUAUGGUGGCUCUAGCAACUAUGGUCAUCAUCAUGGAGGACCUCCAAUGGAUGCAGCUCGAACCACCACUUCUUCAAGAGACGAACCACCCUCAAUGAGCAACGCAAGUGAAAUGCAGGCUGAGUGGAUCGAAGAGGACGAGCCAGGCGUUUACAUUACCAUCAGACAGUUAGUAGAUGGUACUAGAGAGCUACGUCGGGUCAGAUUCAGCCGGGAACGUUUUGGGGAAGUGCAUGCAAAGACAUGGUGGGAGCAGAACAGAGAGAGAAUACAAAGCCAAUACCUCUAGUAACAGAGAAAUACGAGUGUCUUCCAAAUCAUUAAUUAAUUAACCUUUUCUCCACAUAAUAACACAUCUAUAUACAUUUUGCUUAUCUUGGUUUCUUCUUAGUUUAAGAUCCAUGCCUAAUUUAUGAUGUAUAAGUAGUCGACAAUUAAUCUGAUUACAUAUAUAGCCAUCAUCAACCGUUAGAACCUAAAAA